Molecule: messenger RNA, 924 nt
Organism: Pocillopora verrucosa
Lineage: Eukaryota; Metazoa; Cnidaria; Anthozoa; Scleractinia; Pocilloporidae
Product: melanocortin receptor 4-like
Biological process (GO): G protein-coupled receptor signaling pathway
Cellular component (GO): plasma membrane
Molecular function (GO): G protein-coupled receptor activity
Source: RefSeq, a predicted model, not a curated record
AUGACUAGUGCAGCAAGUGUCCCACUAGAGGUUAGUUACAUUAUCACUAUAAUCAUCAAUAGCGUUUCUUGUCCCUUCACAGUUUUGCUGAAUGUGCUGAUCGUUAAGGCCGUGAUGACGAGUCCUCGACUCCGAAUCAACUGUAAUUUCUUGCUGGCCUGUUUAGCGGUGACUGACGCAUUGACCGGUCUCUUUGGCCAACCUUCGUAUGUUCUAUGGAGGAUAUUACUUAUAUUCGGUUUCAGUAGCAGUGAAACAGCUAAACACUUCCAUGCUAAUGUUAUGCAUAUUUUAGCAACUGCUUCGUGCCUUCAUCUGAUGUUGAUUACUUUCGAGAGGCUCAUAGCGAUCAAAUUUACAAUGCAAUACUCAAACGUCAUGACAAAUAACAACCUGAAGAUAGCGGUGUCAGCAAUCUGGAUCUUUGGUUUCAUAAAUGGUAUUUUUACAGCGUUAAAAAUAAACCUAGCGCUUUAUUAUAUCGGAAGCCUCAUCACAAUUUCAUGUGUCGUGUUUGUUGCCUUCGCAUAUGUGAUUUUGUAUCAUGAAACCCGCCGCCAUCGAAGGAAGAUAAAAACACAGCAACUGCCCCAAGGGGAAGUGGAAAGAUCUACCAAAGAGAACAAGGCCCUCAAGACAACAGUGUUUGUAGUUGGUGCUGUUAUUGUGAGCCUUCUUCCAGCUGGUUUCUGUUUCAUCGGUUUAGCUAAAGAUCUUUUUGAUACCUGCCCCAUCAAUGAACCACUCUGGCAAACCUGUGUGAUGUUGAACUCACUUGUUAAUCCACUGAUCUACUGCUUUAGACAAAAAGAAAUGAGAAAGGUUGUAUUUAGAAAAAGAACACAGGUCAUAUAUCCAGCCAUGCAGUGUUCAAGGGUAAUGGGUAAAAAGAUUUCAGAAAGUGCUAAUGAUAAUAAUAACUAG